Lingula anatina is the source of this 2726-nucleotide messenger RNA. RefSeq lists its product as uncharacterized. The record is from RefSeq and is a predicted model, not a curated record. NCBI's taxonomy places the organism in Eukaryota, Metazoa, Brachiopoda, Lingulata, Lingulida, Lingulidae.
UUCACAGCCAAGGGUUUAUUGACAUCUGGGACGGACUUUAGUUAGAGUGAUAGCCUUGUAACAGUCAUCAUGCAACUGAAGGCAACAGGGAUAUGUAGAGAUGUUGAAGAGUAAUUUUUCUUCAGAUGCCUUAUCACACCAAUCCUGUGAUUGAGUAAGACAACAGCUGCUGAAGGAAAUAACGGAAGUGUCUUGGGGAUACCCUGAUUUUCCGAGUCCACAGUAAACCCUCAUAGAAGAUCUCAGUGCAUAGUACCCAUGAUAUGUGCACUGAAUGAUGGGAAGAGUAUAAGUCUACAGAGAGCCUCUAACACCGUGAAUAGACAGAAGAAGAUGAAUAAAUACCACUUGAAUAGAAAUUCAAGAAUUUCCAGACCAGUGCUUCCAGAACACAGAUCAUCUUCAUCAGGGAAUAUUAAAGAUGACUUCCAGCCAACGAGAAAAAUUGCACUGGGAUGAAACUUUUAUGGAUUUGUUGGCAGUAGCAAAGUAUAUAUACUCAAAAAUAGCAAGAGGACAUUAAGGAUUGUUUUUGACAUCUGAGCUUACAGCGUGAUAAGGUAUCUUGGAAUACAUUUUACUUUGCUUUACUACGUCUGCCUUCCAUGAGUAGGUUGUUGACUGGAAUUUCUUGACCACAGUUUUUAGUGGGUUUCACAGGCACACUUCUAUUACAUGCAGAUUUAUUGAUCUGCCCAAGUUGGUGUAACUUCCAUUUCUGAGAGACCUUUAAAACAAGAGGACAGAAAAACAACAUUUACGGCUCAUUGCUUCUGUAUUCAGUUAUCACCUGCUGCUGUCAGUAAAAAAUUCACCAAAGGACAGAAAAAAUUCAACAUACCGUUGAACUUUUCUCUGAAGCUGCAGGGAAAUACUUACAAACAUUUUCACUAAUCAUUCAAGAUGAAUUUCUUGCGAAGAUUCUCCCAGGGCGGAGAAACAGAACCCCCAAUUAAAGAUGAGAAACCAUCACCACCACCUCACCCGUCAAAUCUGCGAGCCAGUUUCUCCGGUGGCGCCUCUUCACUCUUCAGUUCUGUUGGUGCGAUGAAAAAUGGUCUGUUCAGCGACAUCUCAUCAAAACUGGAUAAUGUCACCCUUAAACUGGGCAAAAGGGACUCUGCGACUACGUCUCCUAAUCACACAACUUCCUCUUCUGGUUCAAGUCCUCCAACUUCUUCGCCUAAUGGAGAGUCAUUAAAUGGAGGAAUGACAGAAAAUGGAAAGCCAACAGAAACCAUUCCCAAUGGACAGAUGUCUCAUGGUCAGGUAGUAUCCGCACAUGUUCAUAAAACAGACCAAGAUAAUGCUUCACUGAAUAAUUAUUUAGAAGAUGGGGUCGAUUUGAAUAAUGGCGUCCCUAAUGCCAUUGAUCCAGGAACCAAAAUUAGACAUUUGAAUAAAAUGAAAGAAGGGCAGACGGCAGGGUCAAAGCAAGAUGGCAACAAAAAAGUCCGCCCACCUAGGCCACCUCGGCCAAAAUUGGAAAAGAAGGAGAGCUUCUCUGGAGAGGAUAUCUUUCUAAAGGAUACCUUUGUCGAUGAGAGAGGACGCCGCAGAGGUAAACGGAGGAAUAGUUUAUUGGUUAGUUCGGAUGAUGAAGAGGAAGUGCUGCUGGCACCCGGGGUGGACGUAACCCCUAGCCCAGGCGAGGCUGUGCGGGAAUUCACAUUUGACCGCGAAGGGGUCAUGGUUGCUCCAGCUGACACUGAAAAUGACCCCAAAGGUGAGGAUUUGAUGGAUUUUAAUGAUGAUGAAGAGGAGGGGUUGCUGCAUAGGAUGAGCAGCGUCAGUUCCUCAGAGGUAGAAUAUGGUGGGGAAGUGUUACAGCGAUCAGAAUCCCAAAUGUCUGGACAGUCUUGGGCGUCUGCUUUCAGUUCAGACAGCCAGUUAGAUGAACACAGCCGCCAGGUCAAGGAAUUUAUGAAGAUAUUCGUUGAUAAGAUUUUCCAAGGAGAGGCAAUAUCUCAGACAGACAAAGCAAGAUUUGGGGAGCUUUGCCAAGAAAAUCCUGGACGUCUGUGGUUUGCUAGGAAUAUGAAUGCUCAGAGAGUGAACACAAAGACUGUAGAUGAGCAGAUCUUUUACCGUCUGAUCCAGUUUUUUGCUAUUUGCCUCUUUGAGUGCAACGAAGCUGAGGAUUUCUCUCCGGCAAAGACGCUAAUGAAUAUGUGUUUUACAUUUUGCCAUGAAGUUCGCCACCCUUCAGGGCCAGUGUACAAACACUUCCUGUACAGCUAUCUCAAAGACCAACCGAUAUGGAGAUCCCUAAGAUUCUGGAAUGCUGCUUUCUUCGAUGCUGUUCAGCAUGAACGCAGUAGGCGGCAUAUACAAAACAGUGGGAAUGAUAAUGAGGACCGGAGGGAUGAUAGGAAAUUUGAGAGGAACAUCACAUUUGGUCAGCUGGGGAACUUCACCAGCAAUAUGCUUGCCCUAGGACUUACUAAACAGCUGUGUCUGGAGUUCCUGAAGAAGCAAUCAACCAUCGCAAGUUUGAAAGAAGAACAACAGAAAAUGUUAGAGGAGAAUAUACACAACUGGAAAGAGCAGGCUGUGAUGAAAUAAUAUCCUUGCAUGUAGUCAAAUCACAGGGACUUGGAAAGCUAAGCUGGGGCAAAAUUUUGAAGCCAGAGAGACUUGGAAACUGUGAUUAUGAAAAUACCCAGCCCCUGUGUCAUAGACAAUCAUUGUCAGUUAAAAAGUUGAUGUCCCUCUCCUGAAGUACA